AUGCAUCCACCUGCCUACUACCAGCGUGCUCAGGGAGAUGUCCCAUCUGCCGUUCGCAAUCUCCUGCUAUCCAUGAAGCAAUUGCAGGACAUUUUAAAAUACUGGAGCGUAGGUCAGGCGACCGAAGCCCAGGUCAGCGACGUAUACGUCCAAAUCGGGACCGAUUUCAAUGCUACAGUGAACGCAUUCACAUAUCACAAAAUAGAUCUCAGUGAUUUACACUCGAUACCCAAAGACCUACGCGCAGUUCUGGAACAAUGUCUCGGGGAAGACCCUUCCCCACAAAUCCUCGCUGUGUUCAUGCCUCAGGUUCGCCAAGUACUACAUAGGCUUCUGCGGGGACUCCAAUCGCGACAAGAUGCCUGGCGGGCAGUAGGAGGACAAAUGCCAAUGAUUCCAUUUGACCCUCGGUGA
This is a messenger RNA of Lentinula edodes (shiitake mushroom), 414 nucleotides long. RefSeq lists its product as uncharacterized. The record is from RefSeq and is a predicted model, not a curated record. The coding region runs from base 1 to 414 and encodes 137 amino acids. Gene Ontology annotation, biological process: establishment of cell polarity. The transcript has 2 exons. Gene Ontology annotation, cellular component: cell tip; cytoplasm. NCBI's taxonomy places the organism in Eukaryota, Fungi, Basidiomycota, Agaricomycetes, Agaricales, Omphalotaceae.